Molecule: messenger RNA, 2198 nt
Organism: Aphanomyces astaci
Lineage: Eukaryota; Oomycota; Saprolegniomycetes; Saprolegniales; Verrucalvaceae
Exons: 5
Coding region: 382-1764 (460 amino acids)
Biological process (GO): vesicle-mediated transport; intracellular protein transport
Cellular component (GO): CORVET complex; vacuole
Source: RefSeq, a predicted model, not a curated record
CGCCUUGCGAAGAACGAACAUGGCAUCAAGGGUAAGUAGCUUGGAGAACAGCGCGAUCAACCUCAGCGUCUUCCGUGAAGAUGCGCGCCGCGAACUCUUCGGCAUAUUGGAUAGUCUUCGCGACAAGGAACGCUCCAAUCUGUCCUUGGUAUUGGACCCGGAGCUCAGUGGCCUCGUGGCUCAAGUGCUUGUCGAAGGUGCUGGAGUGCUCAAGGACCAUGGAAUUGUGCAGUUCAAAGAACUCACGGUGGACAUUGGUCCCGGGCCGCCAUCUGGGUGCGAUGUGAUGGUGUUCAUUGUCCGUCCGAGCGUCGCGGCUGUCCAUCAAGUCGCGACCACCAUCAAAGGUGUUCGUGUCAUCGUCCACGUUGUCACUGACCCAUGCCCGUAGCUCUCGCGGGGAAGGUCAAGCUGCGCUUCCAUCUCUACUACGCGCCCAAGCGAACGUUGGCUUGCGACGAAAUGCUCAAGAAAGCCGGCGUCAUGGGCUCGCUCGUGAUCGGCGAAUUUCCCAUGGAUUUGGUGCCCGUGGAGGAGGACAUUUUGAGUCUAGAACUGUCAGACGGGUUCAACGACCUGUUUGUCCACAACGAUCGAAGCAGCCUGCACACCGUGGCGGGGUCCGUGAAUAAGCUCCAGUCGCUGUUUGGUCUCAUCCCAAACGUCAAGUACAAGGGGUCCAUGUCGCAAGUCGUGGUCGAGUCCAUGGCGUUGUUUCAAAAGAAGCGGCAGGCGGAAGGCCAUGGCGUCGGUUCCGUCGAGCCCGAGAUCGACACGCUGAUCCUGCUCGAUCGUACCGUGGACCUAGUGUCGCCGCUCGUCACUCCGUUCACGUACGAAGGCCUGUUGGACGAGAUCAUCGGCAUCACCAACGGGGUCGUCAAGGUGGACGCAGAGCUCGUCGAGGACGAUUCAGACAAGGCCAAGAAACAACCAGCGGCGGCCGGACUCGUCCCCGUCAACUUGAACUCGACGGACGCCUUGUACGCCGAAGUGCGCGACUAUCACACGGAGCGGUUGGGUGCGCAUUUGCAGAACAAAGCGCGCGAAAUUCGAGAACGAUACGAGGAAUUCCGCAAGAAAAACGCAUCGAUUUCGGAAAUCCGCGACUUUGUCAAGCGCAUUCCUGGCCUCAAGCAGUCGUACGCGGCGCUGCAGCUCCACAUCAACUUUGCCGAGUUGAUCAAGCGGACGACGGAUUCCAAGGCCUUUACAGACUUGUGGCACCAUGAACGGUCCAUGUUGGAAGGCCAGUCGUUGCUCGAAGAACUGGAGGAACUGAUCGGGUGCCAGGAACCUCUGCUUAAAGUGCUAAGGCUGCUGUGUCUGCAGUCGCUCACGACUGGCGGGAUCAAAGCCAAGUCAUUCGACUUACUGCGCCGGGAACUCAUCCAAACGUACGGGUUUGAGAUGCUGCUGAUCUUGGGCAACCUUGAAAAAGUCGGACUUCUCCGCCGCCAAGACAGCUUGUUCCCCGUCGCCACUUCGUCGGCCUUCCUCACCGUGCGCAAGUCGCUGCGCCUUAUCAAUGACAACGUGAACGUGCUCAACCCCAAAGAUAUUGCGUAUGUGACAAAGGGGUAUGCGCCGUUGAGCGUCCGGCUGGUGGAAAUCGCUGCGACCAACAAGAUGACCCACACGACCGGAUGGAAGACGAUCCAGGACACGAUGAAGCAGCUGCCGGGGCCGAGCGAGGAAUUUUCGCAGGCUCCGCCGGUCGCCGAAGCCCCCGGUACGACGCGGCACGCAAAAUGGGACAUGUGACGCUGUUUGUAGGGGCGACGACGGAUAAGAAGGACAAGGGGUUUGGCGCGGACGAACGCAAGGUCAUGGUCGUGUUCUUUGUCGGGGGGGUGACGUUUAUGGAAAUCGCGGCGCUGCGCCACCUGUCCAAGCAGCCAGAAUGUCCAUUUGACAUUGUGAUUGCUACGACCAAAAUCCUCAACGGCAACGGCUUGAUCAAGUCGAUUGUGGACCCCGAACUGGUCACGGCGCUCAAGUUGUAAACCAUAGACCGCCAUUUUGUGGUUAAUUUCGAAAAAGAUCUGGUAUAUUUCGUGAAAUUCCAUUGACGUUAGCAAUAUCGAAAUUAACCGCAAAAUGGUGUUACUGUAAUGCGUACUAGUAGUACAAUUUUCACGAUGUCUGAAAUACUAGUAGUCUAUACAUACGAUUAGCAACCUCAAUCCAAAACGAAC